This is a messenger RNA of Bombyx mori (domestic silkworm), 1223 nucleotides long. RefSeq lists its product as uncharacterized. The record is from RefSeq and is a predicted model, not a curated record. The transcript is spliced from 6 exons. NCBI's taxonomy places the organism in Eukaryota, Metazoa, Arthropoda, Insecta, Lepidoptera, Bombycidae. Gene Ontology annotation, molecular function: sequence-specific DNA binding; DNA-binding transcription factor activity. Bases 43 to 1155 code for a protein of 370 amino acids. Gene Ontology annotation, biological process: regulation of DNA-templated transcription.
AAAUUAUAAUUAAAGCGCGCCAUUUUUGAGUAAAGAUAAAAAAUGCAAGACGACAAAAAUGCAGUUUACCAAAUGCGUUUUCCACAAAAGCUUUGGUAUUUACUUAAUCUAAGUACUGACGCAGUUCUCUGGGGUGGUACAGGAAAAACUAUCUUGCUAAAUUACCGUAUCCUACACAAUUAUCUGCAAUGUGACAAUUCCGUUUUUAAAACUACAAAUAUUUCCAGUUUUGUGAGACAACUAAAUCUGUACGGAUUUCGUAAGGUCACAUCUCAUCUCCAGGAUCCUUUGUGUAACUCGAGCAAUCCCUACAUGCAUGAAUACAUCCAUGACUUCUUCCAAUUUGGUAGACCAGAGUUGCUGCAUAAAAUAUCUAGAAAAGCAUUAACUAUGAAAAAGACUUUUAAAGCUAAGGAAACUAAUGGAUGCAUGGAUCAUAUUUUACAAUACAGUAGUUUGACUCCUCUACAGAAAGCACGUCGUGCCUUACGUUUGGCUCUGAAUAAGGCUGCAGAAGAUAUAAUUUUGCACAAUCCAUCAUAUCCAUCAUGUAGUUUCAAGUUUGAUUGUGAUGAUUCUCCAGAUGAUCUCUGUGAAGAAGAAGAGUCUGUUGAAAUAGAAUGGCCUGAUAUCCCUACUCCAAAAGAGGAGCCAGAAAUCCUUCCUAAAACAGAACAUAUGCAAAAGCAAAUACAAGAGAAUAUGUCACACAACUUUGCAAAUAUAAGAAGUACGUCAUCAAAUGAAAGUUUUAUGAAUUUCAAUGAAGACUCUUCUCAGAAUGCAAAUGAUAAUUUCUGUGGUCAGUUCUUGAGCAUGCCAGAACUUGAUCCAGAACCACUUCAAGAAAGGUCUAAGGCAAAAAUAUCUCCAGAGUUUUAUUUUGAAAACAAUAAGAAAGAAAUUACUGUUAAAAGCUUGAAUAGAAUGGAUAGUGAACAAAAUUCACUAAAUUGUGUUCUGCCCUCAGUUAGCAAUGAUCAAAAUGAUGAUAUUAUCAUUAAUGAGAGUAAUCAACAGAGUCAUUACAAUGGAGAAUGGGACCAGAUGCUAAAUGAUUUUAUAGUUAACAAAGGCUCCAGUCAAGAAUGCAGUUCAGAACUAAAAGAUAUUUAUUGUCAGAUUUCAAAAACUAUAGACUUGUUGAAUUCUUAAGGAAAAUUCAAAUAUUAAGAAUUCCUUAUGCCAUUUAUUUUAAUAAAAAAGUUACAAUUUUUAAAUUA